This is a messenger RNA of Fragaria vesca subsp. vesca, 1869 nucleotides long. Its product is annotated as DNA topoisomerase 6 subunit A-like. Bases 11 to 1279 code for a protein of 422 amino acids. The record is from RefSeq and is a predicted model, not a curated record. Lineage: Eukaryota; Viridiplantae; Streptophyta; Magnoliopsida; Rosales; Rosaceae. Gene Ontology annotation, molecular function: ATP binding; DNA topoisomerase type II (double strand cut, ATP-hydrolyzing) activity; DNA binding. Gene Ontology annotation, biological process: reciprocal meiotic recombination; meiotic DNA double-strand break formation; DNA topological change. The transcript has 2 exons. Gene Ontology annotation, cellular component: nuclear chromosome.
UUCCCUAACCAUGGCCGACAAGAAGAAGAAGCGCCGCCGCGCCGACCCAGCCUCCGACGACGACUCCCUCCCCUUCAAGAACAUUCUCAAACCCGACGCCUCCAUCCUCCACUCCGUCCACAAACUCACCGACUCUCUCCGCUCCUCCGCCGCCGCCUCCUCCUCCAAAACCCUAACCCUCGCCGACCUCUCCAUCGCCUCCUGCCGCGAAGUCCGCGAACUCCCGAUCUCCUCCGUCCAGUCGGAAAUCGAGUCCCUCAUGCUCAAAGUCCUCCACUCCAUCCUCGACGGCCACGGCUUCGCCUUCGACGUCCCCUCACGCGCUGCCGCCAACCAGCUCUACGUCCCGGAGCUCGACCGCAUCGUCCUCAAGGACAAAUCCUCCCUCCGCCCCUACGCCAACGUCUCCACCGUCCGCAAAGCCACCAUCACCGCCCGGAUUCUCCAACUCAUCCACGAGCUCACCAUCAAAGACAUCCACGUCACCAAGCGUGACCUCUUCUACACUGACGUCAAGCUCUUCCAGGACCAGUCCCAGUCCGAUACCAUCCUCGACGACGUGUCGUGUAUGAUCGGCUGCACCAGGUCAUCCCUCAACGUCGUCGCCGCCGAGAAAGGAGUGGUGGUUGGCCGUUUGAUAUUCAGCGACGACGGCGAUGUGAUUGACUGUACUAAGAUGGGGAUGGGAGGGAAAGCUAUCCCGCCGAAUAUAAACAGAGUUGGUGAUAUGCAGAGUGAUGCAUUGUUCAUCUUGCUUGUUGAGAAAGAUGCUGCUUAUAUGAGAUUGGCCGAGGAUCGGUUCUAUAAUCGGUUCCCUUGCAUUAUUGUGACCGCCAAGGGGCAGCCGGAUGUCGCUACAAGGCUGUUCUUGAGGAAGAUGAAGAUGGAAUUGAAGCUUCCUGUGCUGGCAUUGGUGGACAGUGAUCCUUAUGGGCUGAAGAUUCUGUCUGUUUAUGGGUGUGGAUCGAAGAAUAUGUCGUAUGACAGUGCUAAUUUGACCACGCCGGAUAUUAAGUGGCUGGGAAUUAGGCCGAGCGAUUUGGAUAAGUAUAAGAUACCGGAGCAGUGUAGGUUGCCGAUGACGGAUCAGGAUAUUAAGACAGGGAAGGAUAUGUUGGAGGAGGAUUUUGUUAAGAAGAAUCCGAAAUGGGUUGAGGAGCUGACUCUGAUGGUGAAGAGUAAGCAGAAGGCAGAAAUUCAGGCAUUGAGCAAUUUUGGGUUCCAGUACUUGUCGGAGGUGUAUUUGCCCCUCAAACUUCAAGAAGAGGACUGGAUAUGAAUGGUGUUGGUUGGUUUGGAGGCUGUUUUUUUACGUAUCAAGUGCAGUUAGGUUCUACCUCAAGUAUAUUCAUCCACAUCUUGUUUCAUCAAGAAUCAAGUAUAUUCAUCCAUAUCUUGUGUUUUUGCAUAAUCCCGGAGACUAUGUAGAAUCACGGUGGAACACGAACAAUAGACAAUCAUGGGCAAGAGACAAGGACAUAUAGCUAAGGAAGGUUCCCUCUUUUUACAUGUUUCCAACGUGGGACAAACUAUACAUAACUAUUAUCAUGGUGUCCUCUUAUAGAGCUUGGGCGAGCACCUUCCGGAUAUGGCACGGAUGAUCUUUCACCAUGGCGAGGUAGCUUGGAUGUCGGUCUACAAGUUUCAUGACUAGUUUAUGGGCGGGGAAGGUAGUUUAUCAACUACCGACUACAUCUUGUUUGCUCAUGUAGUUAGAUUCUUGCUGUUACCCUAUCUCAAGUUCCAUGUACUAUAUUUUUGCUUUUACCCUAUCUGAGAAUACAAGUACUUAGAAACCUCAAAGUCUGGUUUUUGUUGGUUGUAUUUGGAUUAUUUCUCAAAAUAACUAUUAUAACAGUCAUGUUUAUC